AACAUAAUCUGGAAGUGUUUCUUGUUUAAGCAGAUAUUCGAAGGGAUAUUAAGGGAUAAAGAUAAUGUCGUUCCUGCAAGACGAUUCAGAAGAUUUGGUUGCUGAGAGAGACGUGUUAUUGACGAUGGAAGAAACUCAGAAUGGUUCUUGUGUGGUAAACAAUUCAUUGUUGAAUUACACAGGCAGUCAAACUUGUCUAAAAAUCCCGAUUGUAGAAGAGCAGCAUGGUAUUAAUGCGGAGGUUGGGGUUCAUUCUCUCACCCCUGAAAAUACUCUACGGCGACGUCGUGUGGCCGGGCUCCCGCCGGGCAAAAAGUACCAUAUUUUUAUUUCUUGUUCUUCACAAGACAUGGAAGAAGUAAACAAAAUAUGCAAAGACCUUGAAAAAAGGUUUUUCUUCAUUUGCAUGCAACAUGACAGAGAUUUUGUGAUAGGAAAACGUCUGGAUGAUAAUAUUCAAUCCGAAAUGGCAAAAAGCGUGAAGGUUUUGAUACUGAUUAGCCCAACAUAUAUCACAAGUCCGUGGUGCAUGUCGGAGGCCGAUGAAGCUGUACGACUGUCGUACUCCGAGAGAGAAAAAUUAAAGAUAAUCCCCGUGAUGUUGCGACCCCCAGACGAUGGGCUCGAACUGCCUCCAUUUCUGAAAAAAUAUCGAUACAUUGACUCACAGAAAGAAGAAGACAUACCAGCAAAGAUAUUUGAAGCCUACUACCAUUCAGAUGCAGUUGACGCUAUAAAAAUACAAGGCGAACAAGAGCUUACUGAGGAUCAAAUUAAGAAUCAAAAUGGAGCUCGUCUAUUUUCAAAGUCAUUUUUACAGCAGCGACCGUAUUUUGAAAAAGGAUAUGUUUUUGAGACUGACCGUCUGACUUUAAACGAACGGGAAUACUUGAAAAAUGUGCAUGAAAAAAGUGUGGACCAGUUUGAGGCCGCUGUCUCCUUGGUAACCAAUCACAGGCUUAUGAAGUACUACAAAAUAUUUGUCCUAACUGGCUUCACUCACGCGGCGGCAGCCACUCUCUCGGCUAAUGCAGUAUCGUUAAACUUCUUACUGAACGUAUUAUCUGUUCUCAUUUCCCGAAACAUAGACGCCAACCCCUUUGGUUUUUCUUUCAUUUCUUCAAUAUUUUUGGGAUUUCUGGUGUACGCUUCGUUUCUCGUUAUAGUACGUUUGUAUCGAAGAAAGUUAAAGGUCGAUUUACGGAAAAAGUUAUGGGAAUCGGUAAACAAAAAGUUCUUCAGAGAUACAAAGUGCUUGGUCGAAUACAGCGACGUUACCAUUCGGGAGCCUUGUAUUUUUCUCCUUCGUUAUGACACAGCACCUUGCCAGGAAUAUAUAAAUGUUCUGAUUGAACGAAAAUUUUUCUAUCUGGAUGAUGACAAAAUAAAGAAAAUGACAGAGGAAAAGAUCGAAGAAAAAUUGAUGUUACUUCAACGUCUUGGUGUUUUAGCGGACUGGUUUAAAUUACCUGUCUACGAUUACAAUCGCCACCAUACUUGGCUAAGGAAACAGUGCUUGUGUCAAAUGUUGGAGAUUAACCUGAUUGAAAAGAAAGUAAUUACAGUAUAACCAAUGAUAUUUCUUUUUUCAUCGUUAUCUGAAAAGUUGUAUAUUCAUUUUUGAGUUAUAAAUAUCUUAAAAGAUAAUAAUAUUAUGUUAAAUAUUGUCAUUUUGUCUUUUUGUUGUCACUCAAGUUAACAAAGCUAAUCAAGGCUGAGUAAUCUCAAAGUGUAGAAAAGAUGGGGUUUUUUUUACCUACACAUGAAUAUUUUUUGUACUUUUUUAUAAAAUG
Messenger RNA from Magallana angulata, 1793 nucleotides. RefSeq lists its product as uncharacterized. The record is from RefSeq and is a predicted model, not a curated record. The transcript has 8 exons. Gene Ontology annotation, biological process: signal transduction. NCBI's taxonomy places the organism in Eukaryota, Metazoa, Mollusca, Bivalvia, Ostreida, Ostreidae. The coding region runs from base 65 to 1570 and encodes 501 amino acids.